Molecule: messenger RNA, 615 nt
Organism: Thyridium curvatum
Lineage: Eukaryota; Fungi; Ascomycota; Sordariomycetes; Thyridiales; Thyridiaceae
Exons: 2
Coding region: 1-615 (204 amino acids)
Biological process (GO): mitochondrial translation
Cellular component (GO): ribosome; mitochondrial large ribosomal subunit
Molecular function (GO): structural constituent of ribosome
Source: RefSeq, a predicted model, not a curated record
AUGGCUUCAGCAGUGGCAGAGGCGGCCGUCAGGGCUGGCCCGAGGUUUCGAGUCGGCAGCAGACAAGUCUUCCUUCCCAACCACGUCAUCACGCUGGUCCAGCCCAAGCCCAACCAGCCGCCCACCUACGCCACCUUCCUCGUGCCGCUCAAGUUCAACAAGCUCGACCUCCGCGACUACCUGUACCACGCCUACGACGUCGAGGUGCUGUCGGUGCGCUCCUUCAUCAACCAGCAGAAGCCGCGGCAGCCCUUUGAGGAGAACGGCGCCAAGUUUGGCAAGUGGUACCGCCCGCUGUCCAAGAAGAUGAUGACGGUCGAGCUGGCCAAGCCGUUCGUCUUCCCCAAGGCGCCCGAGGACCUGGAGCCCUGGGACCAGGAGAUGUACGACCGCCUGCGCAAGGCGCAGCGGGGCCAGCUCGAGGCGCGGGAGCGCAUCAUGGCGGGCAAGUACCCCCUGCGCGAGGAGCUCGAGAUCCAGCCGCAGCGCGUCGAGCUGGCCAGGCAGGCGGCCGACCUGCGCAAGGGCAAGACGCAGUGGAAGAACGACGUCGUGCUCGACGACAAGUGGGAGGAGCUGGAGAGGAUACAGAAGACGAAGGAGAAGUCGUCAUGA